This is a messenger RNA of Heterotrigona itama, 1010 nucleotides long. Lineage: Eukaryota; Metazoa; Arthropoda; Insecta; Hymenoptera; Apidae. The record is from the annotation of a GenBank genome assembly.
UUCAAAACACAGGUUAUUUCUCAAAAGUUGAGGUCCUCACGAUCGCAAAAUGGCACGCGGAUAGUAAGAAUUAUUAAGAAAUAUAAUAAAAAAUAUUCACGGCGAACGAUCGUACCGAGUAACGAUGGCGUCGGCUUAUAUUAAAGAUGAACAAGAUAUGAAAGCAAAGGUAAACAGAUAAAGAAUAAACCUAUGUAUCCAAUAGGUGCAAGUCCAGAAUUCAUAGCAGAGCAUAAAGCUAAACAAGAAGCAUUAUUAGCAGCAAAGUCUAAAACUGUGCCUGGUGCUCAAAUUAAAACAGAAGUUAGAAAGAAAAAGAAAAAGAAUAAAAACAAAACAACUGAACGUGUAACAGAAGAACUGGCUAAAACUACACUCUCUGAACCAAAUCAAAAGAAAGGAUCAUUAUCGCAGAAUGCUAAACCACAAACUAAUAUAAAAACUAGUAAUCAGACUUCAGCACCUAAACUAAAUGUUUCAACACAUUCUGAAGCUUCUACACCAGAUCCACAAAAGAGAUUGAAAAAUCUAAGAAAAAAGAUCAGAGAAAUUGAAACAUUGGAACAAAAGAUAAAAAAUGGAUUGUUAAAAAAUCCAGAGAAAGAAAUACUUGAUAAGUUGGCAAGAAAAAUUGAAAUUUCGAAAGAAAUAAAACGAUUAGAAGCAAGUCAAUAGAAAAAGGAAGUCAAAGAAAAAUAUAUUUACAUACUUUCAUGAAAUAUCACUUUAUAGUUGUACCUAAACAAAUGUGUGUUCUUCAAAUUUUUAAAAAUUUUCACAUGAUUUUAAUUUGAUGUAAUAUCACAGUUUCAUCCCCUUUAUACAGUAAAUAAAUAGCAAUAUAAAGAUGUACAUUUAUAUACAGAGGAUAAAAAUUAAAUACAAUGAGAAUUUAGUAUGCUAUAACAUCACUAUGUGAAAGACCAAUCAGAUUUAAUAAAAAUUGUUUUUGCAUAUUAUAUGUUGUUAUUUAUAUCAUCAGAAAUAAAUAUUAUGACUAUUGUAAUGAA